AUGGCGUCUCCCGGGCGUCCCCAGAGGCAUCUUGAUGCGACAACAGGCAGAGAAGUUGUCUACUGCUAUGGCUGCGAAAACGAGUGGUAUCGCGACGACUACCCUCACCUGGACCUAGAGUGCCCCAGGUGUCACAAUGAUUUCGUACAGAUUGUCGAACCCGACAACGACCCCCGACCAGGUGUUCAACAACAAGGUCCCCGUUCAGACUCAGACCCGGACGAAGAUGACAUAGAGGAAUUUCUCGAGCGUGGUCCCGGGUCCUUCUUCAUGCGGCGAUCGGUAUACCACUCGCCAGAAAGUCCCUUCCAGAGUCCCUUCAACCGUCCAAGUGGGAACGGCGUUGAAGACCUCGACAGCAGUCCGGACCGGCCCCGCGCCCGUCCAGAUGACAGUGGCGAGGCCGUUUUGUCGCGGUUCGCCGAUAUGUUCGCCGAGUUAGGCGGCGCAAGGCCGGGACAGCAAGGAGGAAACGCCUUUGGGACACAGCCACGGAUACAGCGUACAACCUUUACCAGAUCAGGAGACGGCAUGGCUAGCUUCACCUUCACGACAACGACAACUACAGGAGGCGCAGCGGGAGACGGGCCGGAAGUGCCCGCUUUUGACACGUAUGUUCGCUCGCGACAUGGCAAUCCUGGAAUUCGCAGACACACGAUCAUUGUUGUGACUAAUGGGAGGGCUAACUCUAAUGGUGAUGGCAGUCUGUUUAGGGGUCUCUUUGGCAACAUCCCGUCGCCGGGCGCAGAAGACCCCGGUGGUGGCCCGGGCCAAGGCGGCGGUCCACGAGGGCCUCCUCUUGGGUUUGCCGCUGGCCUGCAGGAGUUCAUCGCUACGCUGCUAAACCCACAGGCGGCAGUCCAUGGCGAUGCCGUGUAUACCCAGGAAGCGCUCGACCGCAUCAUAACGACCCUCAUGGAGGCUAACCCGCAAUCCAAUGCGGCUCCUCCAGCAACGCAAUCGGCCAUCGAGAAAUUACCCAAGAAGAUCCUCGACGAGCAGAUGGUCGGCCCUGAGGGUAAAGCCGAAUGCACCAUCUGCAUCGACGAGAUGUACAAGGGCGAAGAGGCCACCGUGCUACCGUGUAAGCAUUGGUUCCACGGGGAAUGCGUCACCCUAUGGCUUAAGGAGCACAACACGUGCCCUAUUUGCCGAAUGCCGAUUGAGGGCAACAACCAAACCGGGAGCAACAGCAACAGGAACAAUAACAGCCAACCGUCCGCAUCACGCCAAGAAGCCAGCACCAGCUCUUCAUCAGCCUUCGCUUCCUCAACCGCCCCAGGACGGAACCCCUUCGAAUCACUAAACCCCUUCGGACCACAAGGCCAAUUGGCCACAGAGCGACUUCGGCGCAGCGAGCAGGAAAGAGAAGAGCGUCUCGAGCGGAUCCGUAACGUGGCCGGCGUUAGGCGCACCGACUCCCAAUCCGAGGGAAUCUCGCGCCGUACCUCACACUCGCCUCCCAGCCGCGAGAACUCCAGUUUCAACAUGCGAUCGCGCGUUAGGGACCCGUCGCCGCCAAGGGAUAGGGGUACCUCGACGGCCUGGCAGAAUUCAAGCAGCAAUUCGCAAAGCAACAUUAGCAGCAGAUACAGCGGUGGGCUCGGUAACCUCUGGGGUCGCACCAACAGUAAUAGCGGGCAGGGCAGUUCACGGGAUAGAGAUGGACAGCGUGAGGGAGGAGGACAGCAGCAACAAAAUCAACAGCAGCAGCAGCAGAGUUCGAGUUCUGGUAAUGGCGCGCUGGGGUGGCUUAGGGACCACUUCGGCCGUGGUUCUUCCGGUUCUGGCUCCGGGUCGGAUAGGGAUAGGGAGCGCAGACGCUGA
Messenger RNA from Neurospora tetraspora, 1827 nucleotides. RefSeq lists its product as uncharacterized. Gene Ontology annotation, molecular function: ubiquitin protein ligase activity. Gene Ontology annotation, cellular component: cytoplasm. Gene Ontology annotation, biological process: protein ubiquitination. The transcript has 2 exons. The record is from RefSeq and is a predicted model, not a curated record. NCBI's taxonomy places the organism in Eukaryota, Fungi, Ascomycota, Sordariomycetes, Sordariales, Sordariaceae. Bases 1 to 1827 code for a protein of 608 amino acids.